Erythranthe guttata (spotted monkey flower) is the source of this 365-nucleotide messenger RNA. The record is from RefSeq and is a predicted model, not a curated record. NCBI's taxonomy places the organism in Eukaryota, Viridiplantae, Streptophyta, Magnoliopsida, Lamiales, Phrymaceae.
AAUGGAGUCGCAAAUUAAGCGUGCUGUAGUUGUGAAGGUGAUUGGCAGGACAGGUUCCCGUGGGCAAGUUACUCAGGUGAGGGUGAAAUUUAUCGAUGAUCAGAACCGUUUCAUAAUGAGGAAUGUCAAAGGCCCUGUUAGGGAAGGAGAUAUCCUCACCUUGCUAGAGUCUGAACGAGAGGCUAGGAGGCUCAGAUAGAUAUGUUCAUUAUGUCUCGUAUUAUCAUCAUUAUGUUUGAUGAUGCACUUCUUUUUGAGAUAUUAAUUUCAAUACCAAGUAUUUUGAUGUAAGCUUGAUUUGGAUUAGCGGGGAUGUAUCACAAGACUUCAAUUUUGUUUGUUUCUGAAUUGAGACUCGGUCAUGU